Messenger RNA from Schistocerca serialis cubense, 469 nucleotides. Its product is annotated as cyclic pyranopterin monophosphate synthase-like. Gene Ontology annotation, biological process: Mo-molybdopterin cofactor biosynthetic process. The record is from RefSeq and is a predicted model, not a curated record. NCBI's taxonomy places the organism in Eukaryota, Metazoa, Arthropoda, Insecta, Orthoptera, Acrididae. Bases 1 to 435 code for a protein of 144 amino acids. The transcript has a single exon.
AUGGUCGACGUGGGUUCGAAGCUGGUGACAGAACGGACUGCUGCAGCACGAGCAAAGGUUUUUGUGGGACCCGAACUGAUGAAACUCGUACGAGAAAAUGGCCUGAAGAAAGGUGACGUACUUAGCAUUGCUCGCCUAGCGGGAAUUGUGGGGUCCAAGCAGACGUCCAGCCUUAUCCCUCUGUGUCAUAACAUAUCUUUAUCCUCUGUGGCUGUGGACAUUGAACUGGACUCUGCUCUCAACUGUGUGAUUGUAACUGGCACGGCAAAGUGUAGAGGGCAGACGGGUGUGGAGAUGGAAGCUCUCACUGCUGUAUCGGUGUCUGCCUUAACAGUGUACGAUAUGUGCAAAGCUGUGAGUCAUGACAUUGUGAUAUCUGAAAUAAUGCUUCUGGCCAAAAGUGGGGGAACUAGAGGAGACUUCCACCGGACAUGAGCAUCUGUGUGGGGCAGUGAAAUAAGUUAAGUAU